CAGGAUGAGCUGGCACAAAACGCUGGAAGCCGGAAGUGUUUACAACAGGGAGCUAGGCUAGCAGGCUAACCAACCUGACUGAGCCGUCUUUAAAGCUCAGCGUUAGCGAGUGGACGGAGUUUCUUUUGGUUUGUGAUCGCGGAUUUUCUGAGGAGUCAGGAUGAGUCUGCAGUGGACAGCAGUGGCCACCUUCCUGUAUGCUGAGGUCUUCUUUGUCCUGCUGCUCUGCAUCCCCUUCAUCUCACCCAAGAGGUGGAAUCAGAUCUUCAAAUCUCGGAUCGUCCGGACCAUCGCCCUCUAUGGAAACACGUCGUUCAUGGUGGCCAUCGCCAUCCUCGUCUUCCUGCUCAUUGAUGCUUUCCGUGAGGUGAGGAAGUACAGCGUGACGGAGAAGGUGGAUCUGACCAACAACCCGACGGCCAUCGAACACAUCCACAUGAAACUGUUCAGAGCUCAGAGGAACGAGUACAUCGCAGGCUUCGCCCUGCUGCUCUGCCUGUUGCUGCGCCGUCUUGCCACCCUGCUCUCCCAGCAGGCCUCGCUCAUGGCCUCCAACGAAGCCUUCAAGAAGCAGGCAGAGGGCGCCAGCGCUGCUGCUAAGAAGUACAUGGAGGACAACGAGCUCCUGCAAGAGAAACUCCAUGAAGCUGGUGUGGAGGUGCCGCAGGCCGGGAAGAAGGGAGCUGGACCACAGGAGGAGAACAGGUCUCUGAAGGAGGAGGUGAAGACCCUGAAGGAGGAGCUGGACACCACCAAGAAAGCUCUGCUGAAGUCUGACAGUGACGUUCGCGCCAUGAAGAAACAGGCUGAGAAUCUGACGGUGGAGUAUGACAGACUGCUGGACGAGCACAGCAAGCUGCUGGCAAGCAGCGACAAGAAGUCGGACUGAGGAGGUCUUCAUUGAGCACUCUGCACCGUCCUGCUCAGCCAUGUGAUGUCACUUCCUGUGUUUUGGCUCAGCUCAGAUUCCUGGGCUGCUAUUGGUUUACUCCACAUGCUUUGAACAUGUCCCAUCUGACUGUUGGAGCUGAGAUUUUUCUUUGUCUGAGGAGUUUUUGUUUGGUGUUUUCCGAUCUGAUCGUUCCAGUGUCCUGCUGCUGCCGUCGUGUUUCUGCCGUUUCAUUCCAGAGUCAGACGUUCUUCACACGACUAAAGUUAAAACUCUUGUGGAUUCAAGUCGGGGUUUUCAUUAAUCACCUGCCGACUGUCCCAUAACUCGACAGCCGGAUGUUCACCCACGUCCAGUCAAAUAAAAACCACCACCACACUUUGGGUCUCUGGGCUCCUUGUUGUUCUCAAAUCCUGUCUUGAGGUUUCACUGUGCAGUUCUGUUGGGGCCUGAGGGUGCACGUGUGUGUGUGUGUGAAUGUGUGUGUGUGUCUGUGUGUGUGUGCGUGUGUGUGUGUGUGUGCAUGCGCCUUUUCUCUGGAUGUCUGCUGUGUUGUCACUCGUCUCUGUGCUGACCAUCAGUUCUGUGUGGAGGAGGCUUCAGCAGACCCUGGAUCAGAAUUAAAAACACAAACCGGGUUCCUGUCACGUGGACGUCCUCGGUCUUCAUGUGAUCAUUUCUCUGCUGACUCAGCUGCGUGUCUGACAUUCUUGUUUCAUCAUGUUUAACGCUCUGUUCCAAAUGUUCUUUAUCCAAUAAAGUGAGCAGGAAGGUGGACCCUCUGACAUUCA
Molecule: messenger RNA, 1680 nt
Organism: Scatophagus argus
Lineage: Eukaryota; Metazoa; Chordata; Actinopteri; Scatophagidae
Gene: bcap31
Product: B cell receptor associated protein 31
Exons: 8
Coding region: 161-889 (242 amino acids)
Biological process (GO): intracellular protein transport; endoplasmic reticulum to Golgi vesicle-mediated transport
Cellular component (GO): endoplasmic reticulum; endoplasmic reticulum membrane
Source: RefSeq, a predicted model, not a curated record